GCGGACCAGUACCGGGAUGGAGAUGGGGCUCAGCAGCGGGAACAGCUGGGUUUCGGCUCCGCCAGGGAACACCCGCCCGUUACCAUGGCGACUGCAUCCCCAGGUGUCACAGGCUCGUCACAUCUCUUUGACUACGGCUCCACUGCCAACGGAGGGGACAACUCCUUCUACACCUCCCUGAUCUCCGAUGUCCACUACACCACCCCGCGGGACUCCACCUAUUUCACGGGCAUCUACCAGCAGGAAAACACCCCCAUUCCCUGUUCAGGCAGCACGGAGGGCUUUAAUGCUCUGGGGCAUCCUGUUCAAGAUGUGACUGGGUUUGAGUCCCGUGGGCUGUUUAGCUCAGACUCGGGAAUAGAGAUGACUCCUGCAGAGUCUACUGAAGUCGACAAAACCUUAGCAGAUCCCAUGAAAGUAGAAGCUUACAAAUACAUGGACAUGAGUAGAUCAGAAGAAAUAAAGUACCAAGAAAAACAUGACUCUGACUCAGAAGAUGAGAGCCCAGACCUUAGUGAUAAGUACCGGGGAACACCCGCAGGGUCCAGCCACGUCGCUGAACCUCCGCGGACGCCUUCAGAGAGCACGAAGGCAGCCAAGGAACAAGACCUGCUGGAAGACAGAAAGUCUGGGGGUCAGCACAGUCCCUCUGUGGCUACAGCCCCCAUCAAGAUCACACUCACUGAGACAGAAAGCACCAAGGAAUCUGCCAGCAAAGAGCCGAGCCCGACUCAGCCGGACACGGGCCUGAAGCCGAGCCACGAGGUGGUGCCCAUGGUGACGGUGUCGGAGCCAGAGGAUGACAGCCCAGGAUCCGUCACACCACCCUCCUCUGGCACAGAACCGUCCGGCUCAGAGUCUCAGGGCAAAGGCAGCCUGUCGGAGGACGAACUGAUCAGUGCCAUCAAGGAAGCAAAGAGCUUUUCCUUCGAGCCCCCGGAGGCUCAGCGGCCGGCGGCGGCUCCGGUGGAGGAGCGGGAGCAGCGAGCCAAGCCCGGCCGCGCCGCCGCCUCCUCGCACGCCGACAACGACGGCAGCAGCGCCGAGUCCGGCGAUUCGGAGAUCGAGCUGGUCUCGGAGGACCCCCUGGCUGCCGAGGAGGUGCUGCACUCCAACUACAUGACCUUCAGCCACAUCGGGGGGCCGCCUCCGUCGCCCGCCUCUCCCUGCAUCCAGUACAGCAUCCUGCGGGAGGAGCGGGAGGCGGAGCUGGACAGCGAGCUCAUCAUCGAGUCCUGCGAUGCCUCCUCGGCCUCCGAGGAGAGCCCCAAGAGGGAGCAGGACUCCCCUCUGAUGAAGCCCAAGGUCAUGGACAUUAUCAAGGAGGAGAACAACUCGCGCACCGACGCCAAUACAUACGAGGCCAGUAAAAUGACGGAGAGCAGGAUGAACAGGGAGAACCUGGCAGAGUCCUCGUCCUACCUGAAAAGCUCCUUUGUUGCACCAAAAACAAGCGCUGAGCCCCCGACCUCUGCCGUCAGCACCGAGGAGCUGAAAGAAAGAGUAAUCCUGAAGAAACCCAUUGAAGAAACUGUUGUUAACCAAAGUAAAGUGUCUUCCAAGGACUUGGGCAAAAAAAGUCCUCUGGCCUCGUUCCUACUGCCGUUUUUAAAUAAGCAGAAAGCUAUCGACCUGUUGUACUGGCGUGACAUCAAGCAGACAGGGAUCGUGUUUGGCAGCCUCCUGUUGCUGCUCUUCUCCCUGACCCAGUUCAGCGUCGUCAGCGUCGUGGCCUACCUGGCCCUGGCAGGCCUCUCGGCCACCAUCAGCUUCAGAAUCUACAAAUCGGUCCUACAGGCCGUGCAGAAGACGGACGAGGGCCACCCCUUCAAGUGA
Molecule: messenger RNA, 1836 nt
Organism: Cyanistes caeruleus (blue tit)
Lineage: Eukaryota; Metazoa; Chordata; Aves; Passeriformes; Paridae
Gene: RTN1
Product: reticulon 1
Biological process (GO): endoplasmic reticulum tubular network formation; neuron differentiation; brain development
Cellular component (GO): endoplasmic reticulum membrane; postsynaptic density; neuron projection
Source: RefSeq, a predicted model, not a curated record